Molecule: messenger RNA, 378 nt
Organism: Microthlaspi erraticum
Lineage: Eukaryota; Viridiplantae; Streptophyta; Magnoliopsida; Brassicales; Brassicaceae
Source: the annotation of a GenBank genome assembly
AUGCAAACAUUUGUGAUAGAUAUAUGGAUCACGGAUAAGAUCGAGGAGCAAAAGGUGGCGUGGGGCAAGUCCUUGAGAGUGGAUGAUACGGCCACAAAGGUGUCGUGGAGCAAGUUCUUGAGAGUAUAUACGGACACUGACUUGAGGAUUUCGGGUGGGCGUUUCUUCAUUGAAGAGGAGAAGAAAGUGGCCAUGGUCUUGAAAAAAGACAGAGACGAAAGAUCAGAUACAAUGAAGAUCUUUAGAGAGGUUGGAUACUUUAAAGAAUUGGAACUUGGAGAACCUUCAGACAAAAGGUGUUGGCCAGUUAUGUGCUCUUAUGUUCCAAGUUUAGUGGAAAUCAAGCUACCUGAAGUAGGCAAAAGGAAUAUUGAUUAG